This is a messenger RNA of Fundulus heteroclitus (mummichog), 4222 nucleotides long. RefSeq names its product tomoregulin-1. The transcript is spliced from 10 exons. NCBI's taxonomy places the organism in Eukaryota, Metazoa, Chordata, Actinopteri, Cyprinodontiformes, Fundulidae. Gene Ontology annotation, molecular function: protein binding. Bases 665 to 1726 code for a protein of 353 amino acids. The record is from RefSeq and is a predicted model, not a curated record.
GGUCUGUGGGGCUGUGGGCUUGUCUGUCUGUGGGUGUGGGAGUGGUCUCCUGCAGGUCACAUGGUCCGGGCCUUUGUUGAUGUGAUCCGGGGGAGAAAGAACAGGAGCGCCGAGAAAAAAGAAAGGAAAGUCCCGCUCCGACCCACCGAGCCUCUCCGUCCAGCUUCCCCGGCGCACAGACGCUCCCGCCCGGCCUGGAUGCUGCAGCCGCAGCCCCUCCGGAGCUCCACCUGGAUCGCUUGUUCCGCGGCGCCCCGCCGUCGCUUCUUCUCGCCGCCGGUUUGGGCGCUUGGCAGCGGGGGCUGGGGGAUGGAGGCUGUGUCCGGGCUGUGAGGUGUGGGGGUCGGUGUGCGCGCAGCCCCCCAGGCCCUCUGCUGCUUUGUUGUCCGGGGCUCCAGAACCCUCCUCCCGGCUCUCUGCUCGGCGUUUCCAGCCCGAUCCUCCUGGAAGCGCUUCUGCUGCGAGCCAGAGCUCUUUUAGGGAAACCCAUGGACACAAAGAGGAUCUAAGGGGUUGAUUCUUUGGCUCAUCGCUCAUUGAUUUGGGGAUUUAUUUUAAAGAAGACGCGAGAAAAACGCACAAUUAGCCUUUUCGGCCCAUUUUUCUGCAGCCUCCAUUCAUCUGCCUCCAUCCAUUCGUCCCUGCCUCCCUCUGUCCGUCCAUCAUGGCUCCUCUGCGCCGGGUCUCCUGGUUCUGCUGCCUGCUGGUCCUGCUCGGUGUCCCCGCCGCCCGGAGCUCCUUCCCCCGCAGCGGAGGCGGCGGCAGCGCCGACUGCGGCCCCGGGAAGGCCUCCGAGUGUCCAGAUUUGUCGGACAAGAAGAGCGACCUGCGCGUCUGCGAGGCCGGGACGUGUCGUUUCGGGGGAACCUGCCGUGAGAACGGAGCCGACAUCAAGUGCGUCUGUCAGUUCCACUGCAAUAAGAAGUACGUCCCUGUGUGCGGCUCCAACGGAGACACGUACCAGAACGAGUGCUUCCUCCGGAGAGCUGCCUGCAAGAAGCAGAGAGCCAUCAGCAUUGUGUCGGAGGGAGCCUGUUACCACGACGGAGGUUCUGGAUCUGGAGAUGGAGACGAUGAAGGUUCUGGUCGGGGGAAGAAGGCCUCCAAAUGUGGGAACUGCAAGUUUGGAGCCGAAUGCGAUGAAGACUCUGAGGACCUACUCUGCAUGUGUAACAUCGUGUGCAACGGCCACAACGACAACCCGGUCUGCGGCAGCGACGGCAUCACCUACGACACGCCGUGCCACGUCCGCGAGGCGUCCUGCCUCAAGCAGCUCAAGAUCGACAUCAAGCACGUCGGACGCUGCCAAGAUAAAAGCAGGAAGGACGACGGCUUGAAGGGGAAACCAGACAUCUACUCCGUGUCCAAGCCUGACGAGGACGGCGGCUUCCAGGGCAGCGCUCUGCCCUGUCCUGAAGACUACGCUCAGUUCUGUGAACACGGCCACUGUGAGAUGAGGCAGAACCUGCCCACCUGCAGGUGCGACGCUGCGUACGGCGGCCCUCAGUGCGACCAGCUGCUGGACUUCAACAUCCUGUACGUGGUUCCCAGCGGCCAGAAGCUGCACUACGUCCUCAUCGCUGCCAUCAUCGGAGCCGUCCAGAUCGCUGUCAUCGUCGCCGUGGUGAUGUGCUUCACCAGGCGGUGCAACAAGUCGAAGCGUGGCCGCAGGCAGAAGCAGCACCUGGGCCAUUUCCCAUCAGGAACGUCCUCUCGGAUGAUGUAGCUGCCGUCCUUCGUUUUCCCUCCUCAUGUUUUUAUAUAAAAAUCCAACAGUCCAGUUUUCGUACCACACAGACUGUUUUAUAUCAACUUCCUGGUGCCUCUUUUUUUAUUUCCCCCCUUUUUUAUGUAUAUUAUUUGAUAUUUCUUAAAGGGGCCUUAUUUGUCAGAUUUCCCUUCAUGUUUUCUUGUUUUUGUGCGGAUCUGAGUUAAGUUUGUUUCUGUCCAGCUGCUUUCGCUCUCAGAACACUGUGGAUCCAACAGGAAGCAGGAACUUUAUUUAUCUGAUUGUAUCGUCUCUGCGGCGCCAUCAUCAGUCUGGUGUCAUGCAGGUUGUGUUUUUGUUUUCGCCCUGUGGGACGCACGCUGACGCUGUUUUACUGCUUCGCUUCGGUUUUCAUGGUUCCAACAGGAUCAUGUUUCAGACUUUAUGUGACCCAGAAAAAGCUACAUGGUGAAGUAAAAUCUGAAAUACGCUGGAAGAUUGUGUUUGAAUUUAUCACUGCUGGUUCUGUGCUGCUGGUUUUGUUGUCGCUUUUUGAACGUUGUGAGCGUCUCAGCCAGUGUUUGCCUGUUAUUCUGCUGCCGGACUGUUCAGGAGAUUUUACAUUCCAACAUGUGUGGUUCAGGUCUCAAAGCAUGAAAAAUCAAGACUUUUAUUUUUGUUAAAGUGAGAAAUCUAUCCUCCACCUCUGAGAAUGUUCCAUAUUGGGGAUGCACUGACCGGGCUGACACUGAUUACCAGUUUUCUUUAAAGUCUGAGUUUGGAUUUAUUUAAGAACAUGAAAGAGAAAAACUGAUGCAGCUUCUGACAUUUAUUUCUUACUAAAUUCAAAAAUUUGCAUCAAAGCAAAUGUUAUCCGUUGAUGCAUACAAACUUUAGAAUUAGAUUGUUAAAUGAGUAGGAAAAUAAUCUUCAGUAUUUUGCCUGCUGAUCAUGAUUAGAACCUAUCAAAAAAAUAAAAAUUGGCAGACUCUUAUCUCUGGCCACUUGAUUAUUGCAUCAUUACAGCAUGUCAAAUAGUAAAAAGGGAUCCAUAUUAAAAAUAAUUACUAUAAUGCCCAAAAUUCAGGCCGGCUCAUUUCCGAUCUGCUCUGCUUCCUGAUGUACAAACGUAGCUGAUGUAGUCGUUGGCCGGUGUGGGAUUGUCACAAUACGACCAGCUCGAGUGAAAAUAACAGUUUCACGGUUUGCCACCUUGUUUUUUUACAGAAAAGCCUAAGUGAAACGUCCUGAUGUUUUCUGGGCGGUUGUUCAGAGCGUCUUAGGAAGAGCCUGCAGUCAGCUGCUUUACAGGCGUACCACUGGUUGCUGUACUCUUAACAUGGCGGUAUACCUGAGUAACAGGCGUUCCUGCAGUUUUUACACCAAGAUCGUCCUGCAGUUUGUGCGCAAGUGCAACAAGCUUGGCUUUAUUUGAUGGUGUUUAUUGUGUGGUAGACUUCUUAAAGCCAGCUGAUCAGCAGUCCACAGGAACAGGUGGGGGAGGGGCAGCCGUUAUCUUCAUGCUGGUAACCAGUCCUGGUCUGUUGGCCCAAACCUGGGGUCAAAGCAUUUUUUAUUGGACCCGAUCAAAAUAAUCUUAAACUGCUGUGUCCUGAUCCCUUAUGGAAUUUGGUUUUUAAAUAAUUCUGACAUUCAUAAUCGAACCGGUUCUUUUUUUUUUUUUUUUUUCUUUACUAAAAGCAGCAUUUAGUUUUGUCUAAUAAUGAUUUGAUGUCUGAUGGAAUUUAAAAUGACUGCAAUAUCAUCAUUUUUUAUCCAGAAAGUAAUAUAUUUUUUUUAAAUCUAUGUUAUGAUACAUUUACUUUAAAAUUCAGAGUAAAACUUCAUAUUUGUCUCCUUUUUUUAGCUAAAAUAGAAAAUCUGUGACAGCUCAGUCCUGUAAAUCACUUCUGUUCCAAGCAUGUUGUACGGCCUUAAACCUCCAGGGGGCGCUCUGCAUCUGCUCUCCAUCGGGGACCAAUGGCCCCUCUGCUGUUUUCUGUUUUGUUGCGUCUCACAGGGUCAGAAAUGGAAAAUUUAACGCGGACCUUAAGUUCUUUGUUUCUUAUGACGAGAUGCACCUGAAAACCAAAAUGCUGUUUUUUCUACUGCUUAAAAUUUUAUGAGGUACCAGCUGACGUGUACAGGUUGUUAUUAUUAUUAUUAUUAUUAUUAUUAUUACUAUUAUUACUAUUAUAUUUGUUGCUUAGUUUUCAGGUGACGCCAUUCCGGAAAUGGAUACGGAUGUAUUUGUGCGCGUGUUUGGGCGAGCUGAGGGUAUAAUUUGUAACGAUGGUACGAAGUGUCUGUUUUAUUGUGGUAGGAAGAGUAGAUCAAUAAGCUGGCCAGAGGUUUCUUCAUGUCACGCUGACCUGAGAUCAGAUGUGCUGGUCUCUGGGAUGUGGCUCCUGCAGGAACUGGACCAGAUUUUACUGUAGAUGUUGCGUCCUGCAUGAACCAGUGAAGUUGUUUAGACUGUGCUGUAGUUAAUUACAUUAAAUUAUGAUGUUUGAA